AUGACAUGCAGUGGGCAGCAAGGGCAGCAAGGGCAGCUGUCAAACUUCAACACCAGCCACCACACCUUGUUUUUGCCAACCCGACAGAAGUACAGGUCUCCACUCCUCUGGGCACAGGAGAGAGCCGUGGGUGCCAUCAGCAUGGAAUCUUCCACGGCACAUCGGUUUGACAACCUGCUCAAUUUUCGCGACGUGGGAGCUCACAUCAACAACAUUCUUGGUGUCUCAGCUCUCCGGCCAGGUCUCCUGUUCAGGAGUGCACGACCAGACGAUGCCAGUGUGGCCGACCGCGAUGCUCUGGUCAACAAGUACAAGAUCAAGACAAUCAUCGACUUGCGCUCCAAAACAGAACACAUCAAUGCAGCGAAGAAGCGGUCUGCAGCUGCCGUGGCGGUACAGCCAGCGGUGAUACCUUCGUCUGGCAACAGUGUCUCCAACCCAGUCCAAAUACCAGGCAUACGUUAUGCGCUCAUCAAUCUCAACGGUAAAGGCUUCGAACGGCAUCUCAUCUGGCAGCUGAAGUACACCAGUCUCGCGAAAUUGGUCUUCUUGAUGGCUCUGGGCUACCGGACGGAAGGGAUAUCGGUGCUGGGAAAGGAGUUGAUGCUACCACGGGGGCUUAUCGGCCUCGGAAUUGACACCCUUGAUCACAGCCAGCCGGAGAUCAAGCAAGUUUUCGACGUCCUCGCCGACGAGACGGCAUGGCCUGUCAUGGUCAAUUGCACUCAAGGCAAAGACCGAACUGGGAUGAUAAUACUGCUGGUCCUGCUGUUGUGCAGUGUUGAUGUGGAUGCCGUCAGCCAAGAUUAUGUCAAGUCUGAACCAGAACUCGAGCCAGAGAAAGAGGAGCGGAUGAAAGAGAUCGAAAGCAUUGGUCUGAAUGAGUCGUUUGCCAAAUGUCCGCCAGAUUUCUGUAGGAAGAUUGUCCAGCACCUCGAAACCACCUACGGCGGGCUAUCCCCCUACCUGGCCCGCGUCGGGGUUGACGCCGAACAAUCCGAGCGUGUCCGAUCCGUGCUCAAGGUCAGCUCGUAA
Fonsecaea erecta is the source of this 1035-nucleotide messenger RNA. RefSeq lists its product as hypothetical. Lineage: Eukaryota; Fungi; Ascomycota; Eurotiomycetes; Chaetothyriales; Herpotrichiellaceae. Bases 1 to 1035 code for a protein of 344 amino acids. Gene Ontology annotation, molecular function: phosphoprotein phosphatase activity. The record is from RefSeq and is a predicted model, not a curated record. The transcript has a single exon.